Molecule: messenger RNA, 3133 nt
Organism: Portunus trituberculatus (swimming crab)
Lineage: Eukaryota; Metazoa; Arthropoda; Malacostraca; Decapoda; Portunidae
Product: sialidase-like
Exons: 3
Coding region: 668-2623 (651 amino acids)
Source: RefSeq, a predicted model, not a curated record
GCGAGCUGAGCGAGGCAAGGCAGUAUCUCCUUAGCGCUGUUUGUGAGAGGAAGUGCGCAACGUUGAGGCCUCGCCGGGAAAUACGCACCUCUGUUUAGUAAUACUCCUGCCUGGCCUGUUGUGUUUUAGGCGGUUACCUGUGCAACACUUCAAUACCUUAAACUGGAUGCACUCAGGGCGGGAAAUGUUCUGAUGUGGAAGUAUGCUAGCAGGGGUGACCAAGCUAAUAUGAAAGAAGCAUUCACGUAAAAGAAAAAAAAGGAGCGAAUAAAAGAAAAAUAUACCCAGAAAACGAGAUAAUCAAGGAAAAAUCAGUACAGUAGAAGGGAAUACAGUGAUAGAAUCUUUGAAGAGUUUGUGGUGGCGGUGGUGGUGAUGGUAUGCGAGUGGUGUGCUGAAAACUAUGAAGAAGGUUAUAUAUUUAGCCCUAGGAAGGUUUGAGAGGUGGUGUGGCGGACAGCUGGCUCAGGGGCAGGCUGUGUACUUGUGUGAGAGAAAGGCAUUGGUAAAUACUCUUCAAUAAGUCUCUUUACUUCUUGCCUGUGGACACGGAACACUUCACUUCUCUCUGCCCUCAGGAUGGUGGACACUUAGCCCCAUGAAGUUCCCUUCGAGAUGAUAGCAAGACAGGCGUGCUAACCCGAGUGGACCCCCUCUUGCUGCAAAGAUGGACCCGUUCCUGACCAACGCGCGGCAGUUCUUUCAAGGCCUGCCCACUUCCACCCGCGGGUAUGACGGCUCCAGCCUGGAAGACACCACCCAUGCUCCGCCCACCCCCACGCCCCCAGCCACGCCCACACUGCCGCCAGCACAUGGCUACUACCCAUACCAGGUGGGCGGAAGUCUGGUGGGGGCAGCGCCGCCCACCAGCCUGCCUGGCCAGCUGCCCCAGAGCCGCCCCAUCACCCCCGCCACACCCUCACACAAGCCCCUGGAUCACACUCCAACCGCCUCGCCCUACAAUGUCUCAUCUUUUCUACAGCCGCCUUCCACCAAGCCCUCGGCCAAUGACUCCCGCUACCUGUCCCACCUGGACCACAUGCGGCAGGUGUCGGCGUCUGCCCCCUCCAGGCAACUCAACCCUGUGGCUGACGCCCGUGCUGCCUCGCGCUCUUAUAGUAGCCAACCGUCGCUGGUGAUGGAUGGCUACACCAGCCAGGUCUACAGCACACCCUCCACGCUGUCCCACGACAGCCUGCACACCCCACGCUCUUACUCCACACAGGCACCCUCUGCCCUAGAGCCCCACCUGCGGCCAUAUGGGCUGCAGCAAGCCAAGGCAGAGAGCAGGUACCUGGCCCGCCACCUGGCCUCCAGCAAGGAAGCCAGGACGCACGCCACACCCUUCAGCGCCCCAACCCUGGCCCCUGACCCGCGCAUGCACCACCUUGACAACAAGUACUCAUCAAAAACUGAGGCACGGCCAGACCUUCGAGGGCUGGAGGUGCGGCCCGACCCACGGCCAGACUACCGCCACGAGCCAUGGCCGCCGGUGUGCCGCGCCCCUGAGGCCAAGGCCUUGGAGCGUCUGGCCACAUCCGUCCACACUGCCGCCGUCGCCACUACCGUCAACGGCUCCAAGGACGCCCUUUACCUGGGGCGGCGGCUGGAGGAGUUGCCCCCGACCCGCCACGGGGACGACCCCUACAGGAAGGCCCCACAGGUCAAUGGGUCUCGGGACCCCCUCUACGCCAAUGGCUCCCACACUGCUUACCCUGCCCCACCGCAGAGGGAAACGUCCUCCGAGCGGCCUGUGGAUCCCCACCCCAAGGAGGACCUGGCCCUGGACCUCUCUGUGAAGACAGUGCGGCAGACUCCGGACUCCACUGCCCCAGACCCGGAGAAGAGCGGCAGUGGCAGCAGCAGCAGCAGCACGUCGCCGCUCAGCUCAGUGAGCAGCGACCGGCUGGCCCACAGUGAGGCGGCCAAGUGCAGCUCAAGUUCCAUUCCUUUGGCUGGGUCGGGGAAGGUGAGCAAGGGGCCAUCCCCAGUGCCCAAGGCCACCCACUCCCUGAGUGGCCUGCUGCGGGCCACGCCACCCAGCCAUGUGCCGUCCCCAUAUGGGAUCAACGGCACCCCUAGUCUCAUGCCUAACACAGCCGCCGCCCUGGCUAGAGUUCCUCACAUGCUGGCGGCCACCAAGCGCCCCGGAGACCCCUCCUACCCUGACAGCCGCACUAAAAUGCGCCGUAGCAGCUCCCCGGCAGGCAGGGCAGCAGUAGCAGCAGCGGCAGCAGCACCACCACCAGCACCAGCAGCACAUCAUCCCCCAAGCGCCCACUACCCGCCUCACCUGAGUGACAAGAUGCUGUAUGGUGGCCACAGGGAGGCAGAGCACAGCCGUGGCCUCAACCUCCUAGCUGGAGCAUCACUGAUCAGCAGCAGGGAGGCUGUGGAGCGGCGUCAGCCCAGUGUGGAGCGCAGGGAUCCGGUGGCAGAGUGGAGGAAGGACUCGUCGGCCUUUGAGAGGAGAGCAGUGCGGGAGGUGGUGCCUGGGCGCAGCGACCUGGCCCAAGACAGGAGAGAAGUGGCCUUGGAGAGGAAAGGAACCAGCCUGGAGAAGUGGCCCCAAAAUGCUGCCUAUGAGGCAGCCUAUCCCCUCCAAGGCCCCAGAGACCUUUGACCCCUACCGGGCGUGGUUUAACCCGCCUGACCCAGCCGGUCCCAAUGGGGAGAGGUCCAAGUACUUGCUGGGACAGAGUCACGCUGCCACCUCCGUCCCCUCCACCAUACCUCAACAGGGGUCCAGGGCUCACCCCACCCAGCACCCCCACUCUUACACCUAUGGCCGGCCCCCCGACAGACUACCUCACGCCCCCUACUCCCAGGCUGCCCCUGCAGCCAUCCCCUCCACCCCCCACCAGCAGGCCGGCAUGAUGCCUCCCUCACAGGCCAAGCUGCACCAGCCUUACGGCUCCAGCAGAGCCUCACACAGCUCCUCUCGCAGCACCAAUAGCAGCAGUAGCAGUGGCAGCAGCAGCAGCAGCAACAGUAGCAGCAACAGCAUUGGAAGUCACAGCAGCAGCAGCAGCAGCAGUCAUCCUCACUCCACCAGUACAGUUGCCUCACUGUACACUGCCACAUACCCCCCUACCAGCCAGCCAGCCCCUCACCUGCCCCAGCCCCACCACCA